Amoebophrya sp. A25 is the source of this 453-nucleotide messenger RNA. The record is from the annotation of a GenBank genome assembly. NCBI's taxonomy places the organism in Eukaryota, Dinophyceae, Syndiniales, Amoebophryaceae.
AGAAAUAUUCGUGUUUCAUUGGUGCAUUGGUUUCAUAGUAAUGUGUAUAAUUGCUGGCAUUUGUGUUUAGGAGAUGAGUCCAUAAUCACACUUUGCUAUUCUCAUUGCUCAUCCAAAGAGCAGGAGGUCACAUGUCAAAUCGUGAACGACGCAUUAGCAACAAGCGUAUGGCGGUGUUGCUUUAGUCGCAAGUAUCUAGAAUGAGCAGGGCAAGUGGCGCUGCCUCCCAAGACGCGGAAAUUUACACCGAUGAGCCUCCGAGGUACAAAAAUGCAGGGACCUUACAUUCGUCCGAGCGCACUGGCUCAGCUACGAGCAGCUCAAGGGGCGGUCCCGUCUCCUCCACAGCAGGAAGCAGGCAGGCUACGUCACCGAAUAAGGCGAGCACGGCUCCGAGCGAGUCGAACCGAUCUGCACAUGGGCAGGAAGCACAACAGGCGCACGGUAACCAAG